CUUUAAGAAACUCCUGGGUGGGAGUGACUGUGUGGCCAAUUGGCAUGGGUCCUUUAGCUUUGUUUUACUCUCUUUGUCAAACAGUGCAGCUUAUUAAAGGAAUAAUAUAUUAGCAAAGACAUUUUUAUGGAAAACGUUUUUUUUAUAUAAGUAUAUAGGUUUUUGUUCACGUGGAUUAUGUGUGCGUUGUCGUGAAGACGCACAGGCAGAAGAAGCGGACACUGUGGUAUUGACAGCUAACAACGCUUUGGAAUGGGACCAGUCCCGCACUUUUGCCGCUCCUCUUCACACCGCAACUAGGAAAAAGUAGCGCUUACGAGAGGGAUUUCUGCUUUUACGGUGGACACGUUAUCAGGAAGUGGACGUAAUCAUAAACCUUGCGCUGCUGUUAUCGGUAUUUUGUAGCAGGCUCCCACGGCCACUAUGGUCCGCGCUUCUUGUCGGUCCAGUGUGCAGCGCUUGAGCUGAAAUGACCCGUGCGUAGUGCCGUAGAAGCCUGCGUGGCUCUGUCCGCUUCUACUCAAAGAACUCUUGUGCUGCUGUCUGCAAGAUGGGCCACCCUCCUCUGGAGUUUAGUGCCUGCUAUCUGGACAGUCCCGAGUUCAGGGAGACUCUCAAAUGCUACGAGUCGGAGGUGGAGAAAACCAGCAAAUUCCUGAAAGACUUGAUCAAGGAUGGCGUUAAUGUCAUCGCCACAAUCAAGGCAUAUUCUGUUGCUGUUCAGAAGUUUUCCCAGACCCUCAACACAUUUCAGUUUGACUUCAUUGGUGACUGUUUGACCGAUGACGAGAUUAACAUUGCUCAGUCCUUUCAGGAGUUUGCUGGACUCUUGCAGGAAGUAGAGGAUGACAGGAUGAUGCUGGUUCAAAAUGCAUCUGAUUUGCUCAUUAAACCUUUGGAGAAGUUCAGAAAGGAGCAAAUAGGAGCAACUAAAGAGAAGAAAAAGAAGUUUGAGAAGGAAAGUGAAAAAUAUUACUCACAAUUAGAAAAACACUUAAGUCUUUCUUCAAAGAAGAAGGAAAAUCAACUUCAGGAGGCUGAUGAACAGCUUGACAAGGAGCGUGUGAACUUCUAUGAAGCUUCAGUGGAGUAUGUUUACCAAAUCCACCAGGUUCAGGACCGAAAGAAGUUUGAUGUUGUUGAACCCGUUCUGGCAUUUCUUCACAGCAUUUUGACACUCAAUAAUCUGACGGUGGAAAUGACUCAGGAUUUCAUGCCCUACAAACAGGAGCUGCAGCUGAGCCUACAAAAUACCAGAAACCACUAUGAGAGUACUUGUGAGGAGCUGGAGGAGCUCAUGAAGAGGAUGACCAGCCCAACCAAAGUUAUUCAGAUGCACAGUUUACUGCCCAUGGAGGGAUACUUGUAUUGUCAAGAAAAGUGGGCUUUGGGUGUCACAUGGGUGAAAUACUACUGCAAGUAUCACAAGGAAAGGCGACAAUUAUUUAUGAUUCCCUGUGACCAAAAGACUACAGUCAAACAGCCAAAUACACAGCUCACAUUGAAGGCUUGCUUUCGCCGAAAGUCAGAGUCCAUAGACAAGCGUUUCUGCUUUGACGUAGAGGCAUUGGAGAGAAAUGCUCCUGUCACUUUCCAAGCUCCUUCAGAGGCAGAAAGAAAGCUGUGGAUGGAGGCCAUGGAUGGAAAAGAACCUAUCUACCAUUCCCCAAUUCAAAAACAAGCUGAAAUGGAAUUGAAUGAAAUUGGAUUUAAGUUUGUGAGAAGAUGUAUCAAUUACAUAGAAACUAAAGCAGUCACACAAGAAGGAGUUUAUCGAACAGUUGGCAGUAACAUCCAAGUGCAGAAGCUUUUAAAUGCCUUCUUUGGUCCAAUGAACCCUGGAGAUGUGGACCUGCAGAACACAGACUGGGAUGAGAAAACUAUAACAAGUGCAUUAAAGUUUUAUCUAAGGAGUCUGUCUGAACCCCUCAUGACCUACAAUCUUCACAGGGAUCUCAUGUCUGCUGCAAAGUCUGACAAUUUGGACUUUCGACUCAGUGAAAUCCAUACCCUUGUCUACAAACUACCAGAAAAAAAUCGAGAGAUGCUGGAGAUGCUGAUUAAACAUUUGGUCAACGUAUGUGGCCAUAGCAAUGAAAACCGGAUGACCCCUUCCAACAUGGCAGUCAUAUUUGGACCCACUCUCAUGAGGGCACAGGAGGAGACUGUCGCUGCCAUGUUGGACAUCAAGUUUCAGAAUAUUGUUGUGGAGAUCCUCAUUGAAGAGUACAAAAAGAUCUUCUGCAGUCUCCCGGAGGACAGCAGUGCCCGACCUAUCCCUCCCCCUCGAAUUACUCCCCGAACACGACAACCAAUCACAAUUUCCAAACGGCCGGCGCGUGUCUACACAGCUCUGAGUCCCGAGCACUUUCAUUCAGAGAAUGGUCAGAAACAUGGCUCUGUUUUAAGCCCCACUCCCCUACAGCGGACCAAACCUCUCCCUCCUAGAGAACCUCCUCCACGGGUACCUCUGAUGCCCAAACCUGUCCCCCCAACCCGUCAGGACCGCUCCUCAGACUCCUUUGACUCCUCCUCCUUCUCAAAUGGAGAGAUCCCGGUCACCGUAAACCGGACCCCAUCGUUCCAAAACAGACGACCUCCUAAAGAGGGGCUUCGAUCGACAGAAAAGCCCGUCAUCUGUAGACCACCAGUGCGCCCUCCCGAGCCCCCGAACCGACUCCCCGCUCCACAAAAGAGUCCAGUCCUCGUCCACUCUGAGCCCACUGCCACAUCCUAUGUUGCCUCGAAAGCAAAGUUUUUUGAAAAUGCCUCCAAACAAGGUGGAAGUUAAGCAAUUGCUUAAAAACCCUCAGCCAUCAAAGAGAACUCAACAUGGCGGCCUCUGGUUGUAUCAUGAGUGCACAGGGCGCAGGACUUCUCCACUCAAAAGUGCCUCAGAUAAAAGCUUGGAUCUACGGGUUUAGAGAAGUUGAGUGAAAUUAUAGUGUAUGUGUUUGAAAAGCACAGCCACAAAAUCAUUUAAAUCAUCUUUCUUAUCGUCUCGCUCAGUAUGUGGUCAUUAUCCUCACAGUAUAAAUUAUUACAAUGUAUUCCCAUGAGUUCCUAUGAAUAUUUAAAAGUCCACAUUUGUUGUGGCUGAUAUUGAUUUCAGUACCGUUUCUAUGCAAUACAAAUUACUAUUUGAUUUGAACAUUUGAAAUAGUAGAUUAUAGUUCUAAACCGUAUGAUACAUUAUAAUUCUAAAUUAUAACACAAUUUCAGAAGCCUUUACAAAUCCAUGUGAACAGUAUUUUAUACAGAGGCAUUUGGUUUCUAGUGCAUAUGAGAAACACUAAAUGAUUUUGACUGGUGUUGCUUUGAUUAGGAGUCACUGGAUCAUUCUGUGUUACAUUUCUAAUUCUAGUCACUUCACAUUCCCUUGGGCCAGCACUAGUGAGACUGUCCCUGUAUCAGACAUUUUAAGACAAUUUUACCUGAAACUCAAAGCCUUAAAAAGUAGGUCAAAUAUGCAACUGAAGGACUGUUUUAGGACUGUUUUAAAAUGGCACUCCAACGUUUUACAGUGUUACUGUAGUGAACUACUGUAUAUGUAUUUUACUUAUUUGUGAAUGUCCAAAAUAAAUACAUGAAUGUGACAGGCUCAUAUUGCUUGUAUUCCUCGUGACAGCUAGUAUUAACACUACCCAUGUGUGUAAAUUUAUUUGUGAUCAGACAUUAUGCAGACGGCUCACUUGUUAUGUAUGCAGGAGUGAAUAUUUUGGAGCCAUCACUGCUUUAAACAUUGUCUUUCUGUGAUGUGUGAUGGUUUUUGUGGCAACUAAUAAAACAUUUCAUUAGUUGUCUUGGAAA
Molecule: messenger RNA, 3810 nt
Organism: Boleophthalmus pectinirostris (great blue-spotted mudskipper)
Lineage: Eukaryota; Metazoa; Chordata; Actinopteri; Gobiiformes; Gobiidae
Product: oligophrenin-1
Exons: 24
Coding region: 551-2791 (746 amino acids)
Biological process (GO): signal transduction
Cellular component (GO): cytoplasm
Molecular function (GO): protein binding; GTPase activator activity
Source: RefSeq, a predicted model, not a curated record